CGCCCCCGCCCAGCCGCAGCCCGCGCGUUCGCCGACCCGCAGGGCCCGUUCUCCGCUGCCCUGACGCCUCGCGUGCCUUUAGCCACGUGGGAACAGGUUGAAAAGGGAUUGCCAAGCAGUGUUGAGGCCACCGGAGAUUUGGAUAGUUGUAGCAGUCUGUUGAGUUAUUUCAUUUUUGCACACUAAACAUUUCAGCUUUCAGAAUGGAGAUGGCACUUCAUAUUCUGAACAGUGUUGUUCCAUGUUGCUUGUUAAAGAGGAUGGCAUUCCCUGUGGAUUUGUUGGAUAAUUGCAGUCAUGAGGAAUUGGAAAAUUCUGCUGAAGACUACAUGUCAGAUUUAAGAUGUGGGGAUCCUGAAAACCCAGAGUGUUUUCUUCUUCCCAAUACUACGAUUCCUAUUAGUCUGUCAAAUGUAGGCUUUGUACCUCUUUAUGGUGGCGAUCAGACCCAGAAAAUUCUUGCUCUUUUUGCUCCUGAGGAUUCACUCACAGCUGUGGCUCUUUACCUUGCUGAUCAGUGGUGGGCUAUUGAUGAUAUUGUGAAAACAUCUGUUCCAGCUAAAGAGGGACUUAAGCAGGUGAGCACUCUUGGGGAGAGAGUGGUUCUGUAUGUUCUGAAUCGCAUUAUUUAUAGAAAACAGGAAAUGGAGAGAAAUGAGAUCCCAUUCCUGUGUCAUAGCAGUACUGAUUAUGCUAAAAUUCUGUGGAAGAAAGGAGAGGCCAUUGGGUUUUAUUCAGUUAAGCCUACAGGAAGUAUGCGUGCUUCAUUUCUUACCCAGAAUUACCAACUGCCAGUUCUUGAUACCAUGUUUGUAAGAAAGAAAUACCGAGGCAAAGAUUUUGGACUUCAUAUGCUGGAAGAUUUUGUUGAUUCCUUUACAGAAGAUGCACUUGGCUUGCGGUACCCUCUGUCUUCUUUCAUGUACACAGCUUGCAAACAAUACUUUGAAAAGUAUCCAGGAGACCAUGAACUCCUUUGGGAAGUUGAAGGUGUUGGACACUGGUACCAGAGAAUACCAGUCACGAGAGCAUUGCAGAGAGAAACACUUAAAAUUACAGCAAUUUCCCACAAUGAAGCCAAAAAACCUGUGUCUGGAGAAUAUGGUCUUGCAACUGUUCCAGAAUAUGAAGCAGAAACUGAAGAUAAUCAGUCUAAUGAGAUGCAGCUAACUGUAGGUGCAUUAUAUGAUCACUUUUUGAUGGUUUUUUUCCCCUCAGGUAUUGAAAAAACACCUGUUUCUACUCAUACCCGGGGCAGUCAUUUGAAGCGGCCAAAGAUUGGAAAGAGAUUUCAGGAAUCUGAAUUCACUGGUUCUCAAGGUGAAGAUGAAAAAACUGCCCAGACUUCACCUGCAGCCUCAAUAAAUAAAUUGGAGUCCACUGUGCAUGCAUCAGAGAGCUCAGAAGACUUCCUGGAAGAAAAUCCAGAGCAGAGAGCAACUGAUUUUGAGGAUGAAAGGGAUAAAAAUGCACGCCCUACACCCGAAACGCAGCCACACCUGGAGAAGCAAGAUGGUGAAAAAGAUUCUGAAUUGGAGCCUAUGAAUGGUGAGAUAAUGGAUGAUACUCUUAAGACCUCACUUGUAACUGAAGAGGAAGACUCCUGUAGUGAAGAAGAAUUAAAAGUGCAGUCUUCUAAUUCCAGUGAAGAUACUGCAAAUAGUGUUCCGCUGGUGGUAGAGUCUUCAAAACCCCCUGAGACUGUGGCACUGGAUAAAACCCAACACGUAGCUGACUCAGAAACGUUGAUAGCCCAAGGCCCAUCUGAUGACAAGGCACACACCGAGGAGAAACUGCCCCCAGUUCUGAGAAAGAAAACACAUUUGGGGAAUUCAGACAAUGUUGAAGAACGAGGUGACAGUGGUCUUCCGAACUCUGUGAUAGCUGAAUUGUCUGAAGAACCAGUAUCUGAGAAUUUAUCACCCAACACUACUUCAUCAAUGGAAGACCAGGGUGAGGAGGGGCCUGAGCCCCAGGAAACCUCUACUGCUCUUCCUCAGAGUUCUUUAAUAGAGGUGGAACUUGAAGAUGUGCCAUUUUCACAGUAUGCAGGACAGAAGAACCAGUCAGAGGAGCAGUCUGAAGCGUCAUCGGAGCAACUGGAUCAGUUUACGCAGUCAACAGAAAAAGCUGUGGAUAGCAGCUCAGAGGAGGUUGAAGUGGAAGUGCCUGUGGUGGACAGGCGGAAUUUAAGAAGAAAGGCCAAAGGGCAUAAAGGACCCGCCAAGAAGAAAGCCAAGCUGACCUGAAUGAAGAAGAGAUGCGUAUAAUAAAUCCUCUUCUUUGUAACAUAAUUGUUUUUUAAAUAUUGUAAUUAAUAAACAGCAUGGGUGCAGGAGAAAAAUUUCCAAAAUUCCAAUUUCAAUUUAUUUAUAAUGCAGUUUUUCUCUUCCCUUUAGGAUCUAAGAUUCAACAUUCCUUUUAAUUUUUCAGGCUUUGUGUAAAUACAGUUUUUUAUUUUUCUUAAUCGUUUUUCAAUUUGGGGUAACCAGAUCAUAUUAUAUUUUUCUUUAACAGGUGGAACAUCUGACCAUUAAUAUUUGAAAAAAUAUAAAUUAAAAAAAAUUUGAAAGUAGUUGGCUGUUACUUAUAAGGACCACAGAAGUCUUUUAUAUUAAGGAUUUUAAAACUUGGUGAGAGUUCUAGAAGGUUUUUCUUGAUAUAUCAAAACUAAUAACCAGUUUUUAAAAUGUAGGCAUGCCUAAACAGAAAUAAAGUGUCAGUAAAUUAGAAUAAUUAUAACCUCAAGUAAAUGAGAGCACAAAAAUGGAAGUAUAUGGUCAAAAAUUUAUGAAAACAUUUGGUUUUGGCCUCUUGUAGAUGGAGUUAUCUUCCUUCAACUUCAAUGUCUGCAAAGUUACAUGAAAAUAUAUUUCUGUGGCAUGUGGCACAUUAUCUAAAAUUCCAUUUAUAGAUGCUUACAAGUUUAAGAAAUACUUUCACCUUCAACAUGUAGACAUCCCAGAAAAUGAAAUUUAGGAAUAUAGUUUAACUUGGACUCUGUGGUCCUGAAGACAGAUAAUGAGAUGCUUUUGUUCUCAUCCAAUAUUGAUGUCUCAGAAGUGUGAGUCUCCUUCCUAAACCUCCUUAACCCGCCUCCUGCCCAAACUCUCUAGUCUUAUUUUCACCUCAGCUUUCAUUGUCUCUUGCUCAGUGAUUCUUUUGGCAAAUGGUCUGCCUGAAAGCUUAUGCCUUGGUAUCUGUUCUUGCUUAGGUUUGGAAGCACACCCCUAACCUUAGACCUGCAUGGCAGGGGUAAAGCUGCCCUUGGAGGUGUAGUUACAAGAGCUUAAUUCAAAUUAGAAGGCUCUGUUACCCAUUUGGUCUUGCUCACUAGAUCUGUUCUGUGAAUACUGGUUGUAACCUAGCCUGUAUGUGUAAUUUGUGUCUCCGUAGCAGAAUUUAUUUGCUUAGAAAAAGUUGGAGGGGUAAAAAGUUCCUAAAAUGUUUGUUUUGUACAGUGGUUUUAAAAUGAGCAAAAUGGUAGAGUCCAAAGAGAAUCUCUGCAGUAUGACGUGUUCGUAAUUUGCAAUCAAGUUGGAGAAUGUUUUGAGCCCAUUUUGAUUUGUUUUUGAAACAUCUUGUUCUUGAUCUGUAUGUGAAAGAACCAUAUUAGACUGUCAUUAUUUGAGGUACCAUGGAGUUGAUUUUUGUGGAAGAUUUAUUCAGCCUUCAGGUCAGGUGAUAUAAUGCCAUUACAUUUUAUUUGGAGAUAUUAGAUUUUAGAACUUAAAAUCUUUAAGCAGGCAAAAUACUAAACCUUUUUAUUUUUUAUUUUUUGGUACCGGGGAUCAAACUCAGGACCGAGUUUAAGGCAGGCGAGGCGCCACUAAGCUAAAUCCCCGGCCCUUAAACCUUUUUAUUAUUAUUAGAUCUUGAAGACUUAUAUUUUCUAUUUUCUUUACUGAUCAGCAGAAGUGAAAUAAUUUCAUUCUAAGUGAAAACUAAGGCAUUUUUGCCAUUUGUUUUCUCAACAAAUAAGUGAAUACUAGUGAAUCUAUCAAAUAUUCUUGCUGUUCUAUACCUUUUGAGGAACUUAAUAUCACAACUAAGGAAAUAACUUAAGAUUUAGAAAAUUCUUUUCCAUUUUUCAUUUCUUAAACUAUUUAAAAACUUAAAUGUUUUACUCAGUUCUUCUCAUUCUCUUUAUUCUUUAAAUAGAUCUUUUAAAAAUAAGACCACACUAAAAAAUGAUUACACUCACUGAUAACUCUUGAUGUUUGAAUUUGAAAAAAAUAAAAAUUUGAAAAAAUGAUUAUGUAUGAUGGCAGGGGCUAACAGUAUAAACUUACAUUUGUUAAACUUGUUUAAACAAGGAGUUUUGAGCAAUUUCAACUUUUUGUUCCGCACACAAAGAUUUUCGUGGGGUGGGGAUUUAGCUCAGUGGUCCCACCACCUGCCUCACAAGCUCAAGGUCCUGAGUUCCAUCUCUGGUACCAAAAAAACCAUUUUUCUUUCCUAUUAUGUCUGACAGAAAACAUCCUUGGGUUUAUAGAUCAGAGAGAAAAAUUUAGUCACAUGCAAAAGCCUCUCAUGUUCAGUAACUUGAUUAUAUAAAAUUUAUCCUCAAUAGGGAGUCUAAUCAGAUAGUUGUAGUUUUUGCAAGGCAUUCGCAAAUCUGAGAAUUAGAGGACAGCAAUAUAAUUUCAGCCAACUAAUCUAGUUGAAUGUUCAGUUGCAUUCUACAUAGUCCUUUGUGAAUUACUUUCUGUUGUCUUGUUUGCAGAAAAAGGUUCACUUUUUGUGUACAUACCUAUAUAUUUCCUUAAGUAAUAUAAAGCAGAUGGUUAUUAGAAUUUUAGUUAUACUUUUUUAUUCAGUUGCUAGGCCUCACAGAAAUUAGUAUAUUUAAGAAUUUAUUAUAAAGCUCCUCUACAACUUUUAAAGUCAAGAGGUUCUAUUAUGAUUUUUUUAUAAAGUCAAACAGCAUGACUUAGAAUGUCAGUCUUCUACUUAAAAUGUGUCUAUGUUCAUGUUUCCAUUCAAUGCAGUCAUGGUAACAUCUAGUCAUUAAAUGGUUGGAUUACUUUUAGCAGACUACCGGAACACUACCUAAACAUGGUUUUACCAACUUUAGAAAAGUACCUUGAAGGGUUAUGAAUAGUAUCCAGUUAAGCCUUUACCUAAUAUCUAACCAUCUGCUCUUACACUGGGCUUUAUCCUUUCAGAUUACCUUCUAAGGUUUGGUCACACCAGCAAACUGAAAGAUUUUAAUGUAAAUAAAGGAAUUUAUAUUAACAUUACUCAUCUGUAUAACAGUAUUUUAGAAACAGAUUUGUUCAUGUCCACUAGUAGCGAUAUGAUGUUUAUGGUGUGAUCCAGUCUUUCAUGGGUGAAAAUUAUCACAAAUGUUAUGCUUGUUUUCAUACUGAAUAUCAAGCUUCCUUUAGUACAAAAUUUUUGUUUUUAAAAAAUAAGCAAACCUCAUUUCUGUAGUGUUCAGUGAUUACCUGAAGUGAUUUUUCUUUUAUCUCCUAGAACUUAAAUCACACAUUACCUAUUUUUAUUAAUGGUGAAAUAAUUUGAUAAAAUCUAAUUGUAAGAAAGGUUCAGCUUCUGUCAAAUGAUUCUAUCAUAUUUGAUCAUCAUUUUCAAGAACUAGCCCUUUUCUAAGUGUCUGUAUAUGUUCUAAAACUUCAUGUAUGUUUAUACAACUUAGAAAAUGUUACAGUAAUCUAAAACAGCAAGUCUUAUUGGAGUACUUAUGUUUGUUUUCUCAGUACUUUUUUUUUAAGUUUAAAAGUGUAAUUAAACCUAUAUUUUGUGGGUUUUGGUCUGUGUUUUGAAAUUCUUUCUCUUCUCCUUCCCAAUUUCAUAAAUGAAGAUAUGUUUAGAUAUUGAAUGUUUAGACAUUGAAUCAUCGUGUUAAAGGCACAAUUGAUCAUACUGGUUGUACUGUGAAGACAGACUUUUAAAAAUAAACAAUUUAAAGCAU
Heterocephalus glaber (naked mole-rat) is the source of this 5935-nucleotide messenger RNA. Lineage: Eukaryota; Metazoa; Chordata; Mammalia; Rodentia; Bathyergidae. The record is from RefSeq and is a predicted model, not a curated record.